AUGCCGCCCUCCCCUGAAGGAAGAAAAAGGGGUGUUUCCUCCUCGCCAUCCCUCUCCUCCCCUCUUCUCCCCUUUCCUUCCAUCUCCUCGCCUCUCCUUCCAUCUCUCUCUAUCACAACACUCGUUUUCUUCUCACAUUCCUGCCUAAGAACCUCUUCCCUCCUCUCCUCCUCCCUCCUCGCGGCUUCCUUCCUCUCCUCCUCCCUCCUUGCGGCUUCCUUACUCUCAUCCUCCCUCCUUGCCGCUUCCUUCCUCUCCUCCUCCCUCCUCGCGACUUGCUUCCUCUCCUCCUCCCUUCUUUCCGCUUCCUUCCUCUCCUCCUCCCUCCUCGCUGCUUCCUUCCUCUCCUCCCUCCUCGCGGCUUCCUUCCUCUCCUCCUCCCUCCUCGCGGCUUCCUUCCUCUCCUCCUCCCUUCUUGCCGCUUCCUUCCUCUCCUCCUCCCUCCUCGCCGCUUCCUUCCUCACCUCCUCCCUCCUCGCGGCUUGCUUCCUCUCCUCCUCCCUUCUUGCCGCUUCCUUCCUCUCCUCCUCCCUCCUCUUCCUCUCCUCCUCCCUCCUCGCCGCUUCCUUCCUCUCCUCCUCCCUCCUCGCCGCUUCUUUCCUCUCCUCCUCCCUUCUUGCCGCUUCCUUCCUCUCCUCCUCCCUCCUCUUCCUCUCCUCCUCCCUCCUCGCUGCUUCCUCCCUCUCCUCCUCCCUCCUCGCGGCUUCCUUCCUCUCCUCCUCCCUCCUCGCCGCUUCCUUCCUCUCCUCCUCCCUUCUUGCCGCUUCCUUCCUCUCCUCCUCCCUCCUCUUCAUCUCCUCCUCCCUCCUCGCCGCUUCUUUCCUCUCCUCCUCCCUCCUCGCGGCUUGCUUCCUCUCCUCCUCCCUUAUUGCCGCUUCCUUCCUCUCCUCCUCCCUCCUCGCUGCUUGCUUCCUCUCCUCCUCCCUCCUCGCCUCUUCCCUCCUUUCCUCUCCCCUCCUUUUCUCCUCCCUCCUCGCCUUUUCCUUUCUCACCUUUUCUCUCCUCGCCGCUUCCCUCCUCUCCUCCUCCUUCCUCUCCUCCUCCCUCCUCGCCGCUUCCUUCCUCUCCUCCUCCCUCCUCGCCGCUUCCUUCAUCUCCUCCUCCCUUCUUGCCGCUUCCUUCCUCUCCUCCUCCCUCCUCUCCGCUUCCCUCCUCUCCCACACCCUCCUCGCGGCUCCCUUCCACCACUCCUCCCUCCUCGCUUCUUCCCUCCUCUCCUCUCCCCUCCUUUCCUCCUCUUCCCUCUCCUUCCCUCUCACUGCCUCUUCUUCCCUCUCCUCCCUAACCACCAGUCCUUCGUUUGAGAGCAGUGGGGAUGAGAGCAUGGGAGCUGGUGAUUGGGGAGGGGAGGGCGGGGAAGCGAACAGGCAGAGGAGAAUCAAGUUACACCAAUUGGAUUGUAACGCUGUUUCCGUGGAUGAUACACCAUAUCAUCUCCGCACUUGA
Closterium sp. NIES-65 is the source of this 1446-nucleotide messenger RNA. NCBI's taxonomy places the organism in Eukaryota, Viridiplantae, Streptophyta, Zygnematophyceae, Desmidiales, Closteriaceae. The record is from the annotation of a GenBank genome assembly.